Molecule: messenger RNA, 2723 nt
Organism: Perca flavescens (yellow perch)
Lineage: Eukaryota; Metazoa; Chordata; Actinopteri; Perciformes; Percidae
Exons: 3
Coding region: 5-673 (222 amino acids)
Source: RefSeq, a predicted model, not a curated record
UUGCAUGCAUCCCUGGGGAUUCAAGGUGGUGCAGGAUGUAUUGCAGUCCCAUAUUGACAGCAUCAUCCGCCGACCUGUUUGCCCUGUAGGCAAACUGCAGGAAGUCCAGCAGGGGUCCUGUUAUGUCUUUCAGGUGGCUCAACACCAGUCUUUCAAAGGAUUUCAUGACCACAGACGUCAGGGCGACGAUGAUGGUGGAGCAUUUGAAGAAGGAGGGCACUUCACACAGCUCCAGGGACCGGUUAAAGAUCUAUGUGAAUAUUGGCGCCAGCUGUUCAGCACGGACUUGCAUACAAGAGGGGGACACACCAUCAGGUCCUGGAGCCUUCUUGAUCUUCUACUUCUGAAAGAGCCAUCACACAUCCUUCUCACGGACUGUUACCGCAGGAGGGUGAUGUGGCCACUGAAAAUGAGUGAGAUCCCCUCAUCCACUCCAAGUAAGAUGGAUGGAAAAGCCAACACAUUCUUCCAAAAUUGGUUGGGGCUGCCAUGUUGCCUUUCUGAAACGGGCCUCUUCGGAAGGAACACCCUCCAGCUGCCGCUUCAAUCCAUCAGUUUGGGCUACAAGCAGGAAAAGACCAGGCUUGUUCUUGAGUUGAGAGAGUCCGCUGACCAGGCUGUAAAGAAUGCGAACCCCAAGGUUGAGACAGGCUGGAAGUGGAACGCAAACUGAGGUCGACCAAGCCAUCAGUCGUCUGCAACAUCAAGAGAUUGUCGGCAGAGUCCAGGCAGGAAGAGCAGGGCUAGGUCCAAGGCCAGCCGCAAAGAGAGGAAGGAGAUGGUGGUGGCAGAGGUGACAAGAAUUGAGGAAGAGAGCUACAAGAUCAAGGCUGUGUCGCAGGGUCAACAGGGAAGCUAGACAACUGAAACAUCACCUGGUCAGACCUGUGGAAGAUCCCACAGGCAAGGCUCAGCUUCCUCAUCCGCUCCCUGUCCUCGGAACCUUCACCAGUGGUUUGGGAGUGAGGAAUGCUGCACACUCUGCAAUACCCCUAAUGCAAGCCUCCCGCAUAUCUUGUCAGGCUAUAAGAUUGCGCUCGCGCCCAAGGACGCUACAGAUGGUGCCACAACCAGGUCCUGAGAAAGCUAGCCAAGGUGCUGGAGUGGCGUCAACAGGGCAGCAAAGGAGUACCAUCAGCAGAGAACCACAACCACAUCAGCUUUGUCACAGAAGAUGGGGGGAGAAGAAACAUCAGGCCAAGAGAAACACCUAUGCCAUUUUCCCCUACCAGGAGUGGAACAUGAGUCGACCUCAACAGGCAGCUCCGUUUCCCGGUCAAGAUCACUGCUACAUCUCUCCACCCCAACAUAGUUGUGUGGUUCACCAAGGCAAAAUCCAUGCUCCUUAUUGAGCUCACAAUACCAGCGGAGGGUGGGAUGGAGGCUACAUGGGGCUGUCAACCAUAUGCCUUCUGAGGGACGCAGGUGUGACUGGAGGGAACCUAAAGAAGGCAACCAAAGAGCUAGCGGAGGAGGCCAAGAAGGUGAGCUUUUGGCUCUGGCUGAGAAGGAAAGAUAGGAGCUGGGGAAAAAACAACUAAGCCCAACAACAACAGCCGCAGAGGGUAACACCUAUCAGCUGCAGGGGGUGACAGGGAGAUGUCCUUGUCACUGCUCCGCUACCAGGAGCCGUUCCAGGAUUAAAGGAGCGAAACGUUGGUGAUGGUUCCUGGCUGAUGACCCUGCAGCUGACCCAUGGGCACCGGAGGAGGUGCGACCGGCAGCAAUGCCUAGCAGAGCUUUGUUAGAGGCUUUGACCACUGGCAGCAGCCUCAGAAGAGCCUCUUCUGAAGCACCGUAUUUCUUAAGGUCAAACACGUCCAGAUCUUUCUCUGAUGACAGUAAGAUGAAGACCAGAGCUGACCACUGAGCAGGAGACAAUUUACCUCUGGAGAGACUUCCUGAACUCAGGUACUGUUGGAUCUCCUCUACUAGAGAGUGAUCAUUCAGUUCAUUCAGACAGUGGAACAGAUUGAUGCUUCUUUCUGAAGAGGAAUUCUUCCUGAUUUUCUUCUUGAUGUACUCAACUGUGUCUUGAUUGGUCUCUGAGCUACUUUCUCUCUGUGUCAGCAGUCCUCGUAAGCGAGUCUGAUUGGUCUGCAGUGAAAGACCCAGGAGGAAGCGGAGGAACAAGUCCAAGUGUCCAUUUGGACUCCUCAAGGCCUUGUCCACAACACUCUGGUAGAGAUAUGUCAGUGUAGAUCUUUUUUUAAAUGGUUUCAACCACCAUUUUGCUUCUGACAACAGAUUGACUCCAGAGUUGUUGAAGGUCAGAUGGACAUGAAAAGCAGCCAGAAACUCUUGAACACUCAGAUGGACGAAACUGAACACCUUGUCCUGGUAGAGUCCACUUUCCUCUUUAAAGAUCUGUGUGAACACUCCUGAGUACUUUGAGGCUGCUGUGAUAUCGAUGCCACACUCUGUCAGGUCUGAUUCAUAGAAGAUCAGGUUGCCUUUCUGCAGCUGCUCAAAAGCCAGUUUCCCCAAAGACUUGAUCAUUGUCCUGCUUUCUGGACUCCAGGGUGAAUCUGUCUCAGCCCCUCCAUCAUAUUUGACACUCUUCCGUUUGGUCUGAACCACUAGGAAGCGGAUGUACAUCUCAGUCAGGGUCUUGGGCAGCUCUCUUCCGUCUCUGAUCUUCAACACCUUCUCCAGAACUGUAGCAGUGAUCCAGCAGAAGACUGGGAUGUGGCACAUGAUGUGGAGGCUUCGGGAUGUCUUGA